AUGUCCAAGACGAUGUUACCUUCGUGUAUCGUGUAUAACUCACCGUAUUCAUCUCCCUCUAGGGGCCUCGACCACUACGGUGCUGCCGACAAGAGGGCGUCCACCAUGCCGUCCCAGGGGUCUCUCUUCACCAACUUUGAGGACGUGCAGUUGACGGAUGAGGAGCGCGUGUUCCUCAACGCUGCAUACCUUGGUGAUGUAGGGAUUGUCCGUCAGUCUCUUGAAGAGAGCGGAGAGUCGAGUCUCAACGUCAACUGUGUCGACUACAUGGGCCGCAAUGCUCUCCAUCUGGCCAUCGACAGCGAGAAGCUGGACGUCAUUGAAAUCCUCCUUGACAAUCUCUCUUUCAACUGCAUCGAGGAGGCGCUUUUACACGCCAUCAGCAAGGGAGGAACUAAAAUUGUCAAGCUUAUCAUCGAACAUCCGAACUUCAUGGCCGGAGAGGAUAGGUUGCGGAGACUGGGGGGAGGGGAGGCGUUCUUCAGGACAGAGGAGAAAUCUCAGUUCCCCCCUGAUAUCACCCCCGUUAUUUUGGCCGCACAUUAUAAUAACCACGAGAUUAUUCAGAUGUUUCUCUCACGGAAUCAUACCAUAGAGAAACCCCAUCCUAUCUCGUGCAAGUGCAGUGAUUGUGUCGCUAAACAGAAUUAUGAUUCGUUAAAAAGGUCAAGGUCACGUUUGAACGCUUACCGUGCGCUUGCAAGUCCAGCGUACAUGGCUCUGUCUAGCCCUGACCCCAUCAUGACGACCUUUGAACUGCGACAGGAAAUGAUGAAGCUAGCGGAAGUGGAAAAAGAGUUCAAGAACGAGUACCUGGGCAUGGUGGAGCAGUGUAUGAACUUCGCCUGUGAGCUGAUGGACUUGUGUCGGGGCACCCAGGAGGUGGAGGCUGUGCUCAGUGAGAGUGGGGAGACCACCCAGCGGGACCCCCUGGCCAGACUCAAGCAGGCUAUCCGGUAUGAGGAAAAGAAGUUCGUGGCGCACCCCAACUGUCAACAACACAUGACUAGCAUCUGGUACGGCUCUGAGAUGGGAUUCUUGCAGUCGCUCAACUGGUUCCGCAAACUCAUAUAUCUCAUCCUCUUCCUUCCCGCCAUUCCAUUCAUGUGUAUAACCUAUGUCUUCGCGCCUAAUAUCAAGUUUGGGCGCAUCAUGCGCUGCCCAGUGACGAAGUUCAUCACGCACACGACGUCACACAUCUGUUUCCUCAUCCUCCUGGCGGCCGCCACGUUCCGCAUCACCGAGUCAGGGGAGACAAUCACCCAAACCACUGAGAUUAAUGAAACCAAGUACGCCCAUCUCAGCAGCGAGGAGAAGAUACAGAAUAUCUUGAAGGAAACCCUCCGCCCAGCGAAUACACUCAUCACUCAUGUGCAGAUCUGUAUAGUAUUUUGGAUAUUAGGUCUUCUAUGGAUUGAAUGCAAACAAGUGUACAUCUCAGGAGCCCGGGCUUACACCACGGACUAUUAUAACUUCAUUGAUUUUAGUGUCUUAUCUAUGUAUCUAGCAUCAUACGUCCUUCGAUUCUUCACGGAGUACCAGGUAGCGGCGGCCGACAGGACGUCCAAUGGCACAAAUCGGGCGAGAGAACUACUUAUGCAACAAAACCACACAUACUUCCAUCUUCUGGUUGCUGAGAUUAAGAACCCGAACCAUAAGAUCAAUUACUUCAUGGAAGCAUCACGGUUCCAUUGGGAAGCCAACGACCCUGAGAUUGUCUCCGACGUCUUGUUCGCCAUUGCCAACGUCAUCAGCUUUGCACGCACCACCUACCUCAUGCCAGCCUUCGAGGUGUUGGGCCCCCUGCAGAUAUCCCUAGGGCGCAUGAUCGGCGAUAUCACCAGGUUCAUGGUGCUGUUUACCCUGGUACUAUUCGCCUUCAUGGUGGGCCUGCACAACUUGUACUGGUACUACGGGGCGCAGAAAAUCAAGAUGGAGAUCAAUGGCAAUCUCGUCAGCGUUCACGCAGCGAAAGCAUUCCAAGGUCCUCAUAACCUCGUUUUUGCAGUCAAAAAAUGUCAAGUUCUAGACAGUGAGCGUGGCGACAUAUACUGUACAGACGGCAGCAAACGAGAUCCCAACACGCCCCCAGUGUUCAAGUCUACCUUGUACGGGUCGUCUCAUCACGACAGCAGCACGUCCAUCGUCGAGAGUGUCGGGAUGUACCUGUUCGGUAUCUACCACGUCGUCAUCAUCAUCGUCCUCAUCAACAUGCUCAUUGCUAUGAUGAGCCACUCCUUCGAAGACAUUCAGACCGACUGUGACGUGGAGUGGAAGUUUGCCCGUACGAAGCUGUGGUUGAACUACAUGGACGAGGGCAGCACCCUGCCCGUCCCCUUCAACAUGAUCCCGACGCCCAAGUCCUUCUAUUACGUGUAUAUAUUCUUUAAAGACUUGAUAAAGCAUAGCAAAAAUGGAUUCCUAGAAUAUGAAAAGAAUAGAAAGCAGACGUUUCUGAAGAAGCGUCGAGAGACAGUGUGCAAAACGUUGGACUUAAAGCCUGAUGAGACGUCGUAUAUAGACAUCAUGCACAGGCUAGUAAAGAGAUACCUCUUCAAGCUGGAGAGAGCUAAAGAUGAAACUGCCUUGAAAGACAUGGGCAACAUCAGAGCGGAGGAGGUGGAGUUCAUAGAAGCCCCAGACGUUCCCCCGCCACCAAUACCUAGCGACACACCCAGCCGGAUACCCUUCGCCACGCCCCCUAUACCAGAGGAGGAAGGGGAGGAUAACUCUAAAGCUGACGGUCGGGCCUCCGCCCUGUCAAAGAGGAAGGCCAGUAACCGGAGCCAUCACACCCGGCGAACGUCCAUGGCCAACGUUCCCAUGACAACCACCCUGGCUAUCCCCCAGCUGGACGCCAUCCAGAGGUCCCAGAAGCUCCUUGACGUGCGGCUCCAGCACCUGCAGGCCAACAGCAAGGAGAACAACCGUCUCCAGGACGACGUGGAGUUCAUACGCAAGUUGAUGACGGAGAACCAAAAAGCUUUGUGUAAUGUGGUGCAGGCGUUGGCCAACAUUCAGGGGGAAAUUGUCAACUUGGCUCAGUGCCUAAAGCCAGCACCGAGGCCUCAGUCAAACGCCAUUCCUAACGCCCAUGGGCAGACUAACGCAGUGUCGUCCAAUCGUGCUUCCAGGAAGAGAUCCGGUCCUGAGGAGGACGAUACCAAGGUCUGACGGUGAGACGAAGUGGAGGACCUCGUGUUCCUGAUGUGGAGGUGUACUGGAAGGCGAUGUGUAUGUUUGAGUGGCACUCACGGUCACUUAGUCAUCUCGCCUUCCCCUGUGUAUAGCUACCGCGUGUAUAGGACUCUCUACCUGGAGUACUCCAGGCACACAAGCAACAUGUCGAUAUUUAUGCUGUCGUGAGAUUAAGGGCGCCAAGACGUUGAGUUCUGUAGUGCGGGCACUACACAUCCCCGGGCACAUGUCGUCACUCGUCACGGUGUCCAGUUGGGCACAUGACGUCACAAUGUUCCUGCGCGGGCACAUGACGUCAUAUUGUUCCUGCGC
Molecule: messenger RNA, 3510 nt
Organism: Haliotis rufescens (red abalone)
Lineage: Eukaryota; Metazoa; Mollusca; Gastropoda; Lepetellida; Haliotidae
Product: short transient receptor potential channel 3-like
Exons: 15
Coding region: 1-3174 (1057 amino acids)
Biological process (GO): calcium ion transmembrane transport; regulation of cytosolic calcium ion concentration; manganese ion transport
Cellular component (GO): cation channel complex; membrane
Molecular function (GO): protein binding; store-operated calcium channel activity; inositol 1,4,5 trisphosphate binding
Source: RefSeq, a predicted model, not a curated record